Molecule: messenger RNA, 3510 nt
Organism: Heterobilharzia americana
Lineage: Eukaryota; Metazoa; Platyhelminthes; Trematoda; Strigeidida; Schistosomatidae
Source: the annotation of a GenBank genome assembly
AUGUAUGAUUCACAAUCUGAUUUCAAAAUAUUAUCUAUCCCAAUGUCUAUACAUUACACUACUCGUGUCUUUUCGAAUAUCUUCAGUAAAGGACAAAUAGAUCUAAGUAGUACAUUCGUUGUACACUUAUUCCCCAUUGCAUACAGAAUUGAAGAAGAACUCCCAGUUGGCACACUUAUCGGUAAUCUAUUCAAAGAUGUAAAAAGGUUAUAUGAGGAAUUUCAACUCAGCACCAUACCAUUAUAUUCAAUUAAACAAAUGCAAAAGUUUGAAUUGACUGCAUAUGAUACAAACUCUCAACAAUCAAGUGAUUUUUUCAAGUUGGAUCAACAAACAGGUAAUUUAUUUAUACAAAGUUCUAUUGAUUACGAGGCAAUAUGUCCUAAGCCAAUAGUUUACUCGACCUCUUCUCCGUCUUCAUCAACAUCAUCAUCAUCCUCAGCCUCAUCUUCAUUGACAAGGUCUUUUCUGUCAAAAACAAUUUCAAACAAUCUAUCAGACAAUUUAAAAAGUCAUGAACUAACAUCUAAUUCUUAUGAUUGUUUACUUAAAUUGAUUUUAUUUGUAAGUUUAAACAAUUCAAUUGACGAACGUUGGAUUCCAAUUAUAUUUCAUAUAGAAGAUAUUAAUGACAAUAGACCGAUAUUUCUAGAGGCCAGUUCUUCUAAAUGGUCUGGAUUUUACAGUAUAUCAAUUCAAGAAAAUAUUCCAAUCGGUACAAAACUACCUCUUGUUAAAGCAUUUGAUCGUGAUACAGACUUGAAAAAUUCUGAAAUUAUAUACAAACUUAACUAUCAAAUGGAUGCCAAUAGUCGAACGGAUAUGUUAAAUAAACAAAAUUUUGAUAAAAUUUUUAGUUUAACAAGUUGUCAUAAUAACAAAAAAACUCAAUCUGACAAUAAAACUCUAAAUAAUCUGCCUUGUUUACUUAUUAAAGAUGAAUUAAACUAUGAAAGUCAACAAAAGUAUAUCUUCCAGUUAAUUGCUUAUAUUUUCCCAUCUGAAAAUUAUCAUGUGGUAAAUAUAUCUGAAAAUCUACCGACAGGAACAUUAAUUCUAAAGAUUGAAGCAAAAGAUGAAGAUAGUGAAGCAAAUUCACGUCUCACCUAUACCUUAACACAGAAUACUUUUCGACAAGAGAUAUUCACUGGUCUAAGUAACAGUGUCAGUAUUAAUAGUCAUGGUAAUGAAGAUAGUCAUAAACAGAUAAAUUCAAAUAGUCAAUUCUUUUCAAUAAAUCCAAAAAAUGGUGAAAUAAGGUUAAAUAAGAUUUUAAAUGCUCAUGAAACUCCUCAAAUUGAGAUUACCUUUCAUGUUUCAGAUAAUGGAUCACCAAUACAUAAAGUAUCACAAAGAAGUCAUGUAGGCUUUGUUGUCAUCUCUGAUGAUGAUCUUGGAGAAAAUGGUCAAGUCAGUUGUAUUCAUAAAUUGGAAGACUAUCAUGAUAAUUGGAGUAGAUAUUCAAAUUUAAAAAUUAACUUAGUCAAUAAUGGUCAAAUAUCAAAUCGAUACUUGUAUACACUACAAGUGAUGAGAGAAGGUGACACAAGUGUAUUCGAUGCGAAUAUCUCAUUAGUGUUAAAUAAUAAACAGGAUAAUCAUCAGCAUCGAAGGAAUUCAGUGCAUAAAUUAACAUCAACUACAAUGGUUAUAACGUGUAAAGAUUAUGGUUCCCCUUCAGCUUUAACUUCAUCUAUUAGUUUGACUAUUUCACUGACUGAUAUUCAACAGACAGACUUAUGCUUUGAACAAAACACUUAUAAAAUCAUCUUAGAGGAGUCAAAUCGUCCAUUGAUGAGUAUUUUACGACCUCAAUUAUUAGAUCUUGUUACAGGCGUCAAAUUUAGUUUACAUUCUAAGGAUAUGACAUUCAACAAUGGUUGUGACCAACUUGAAAUUGAUUCAUUCACUGGUGAAAUAUCAGCACCAAAUGGGAUUGAUAGAGAAAAAUCUGCAUUGGUUUAUUGUAUCAUGAGGGCUAGUGUACACGAUAAUACGAUAGAGAAUAUAGUGGAUCGAACUGCAGACACUGAAAUUCUAAUCAAUGUAACAGAUAUCAACGAUAAUGAACCUAGACUUGUAGGCGAAAGUCUAGUGUAUGGAUUUACGAUACACGAAUGGGAUAGGUAUGCUGAUGACACCGGUGCUACAGCUUCUUUUUCUUCAAAUGAUCAUGUGGACGAUACUAAUCCAUAUGUGGUUGGUUUUCUAAAAGCAGUCGAUCAAGAUUUCGGUGAAAAUGGUACAGUAAAGUAUUUCAUAUUGAAAGUUACAGGUGAAAAAAAUCAAGCAGUGGCUGAAAUGAAGGCCAUCUUCAAUCAUCAUAAUGAUGAAGACGUUAUUCAGCAUUUAAAGCCUUCAUUUCAAGUCAAUUCAAGUACAGGUUUAAUCAGUCUACCGAGAAGUGAUCACAAACUAAUCAACUGGGAAGACAUUAAUACGUACACCUUACAAAUAUUAGUCGAGGAUAUGGGUUAUCCAACAAAAUUGACAUCUAUACAAACAGUCAAAAUCUAUGUAACAGAUGUGAAUGACAAUCCACCCAUAUGGUUGCAUACUAUCAGUUCAAGUCGUGUACAGAUGGAUUCUUUCAAAGAAAUAACACUUUAUCAACUUGAACCAAUUUGGGAAAUCAAUCAAAAUUCACCGACUGAACUACGUACAGUAUUGAAAGCUUAUGAUUUUGAUUAUGGAGAUAAUAGUAAAUUAAUAAUGCGUAUUAUUCAACCAAAUAGUAUAUAUAAAGAAUUUAUUGGUUCAAAUAAAUUCAAUUUACCAUUGAAUUGUAUACGAAUUUCAAUGAAUGGAGAAAUUCAACUUGAUAUUGAUCGAUUAGAUGGUAGUCAAGAUUAUGUUGUAUUUAUACGUGUACAAGAUCAAGGUGUCCAACGUCAGUUAUAUACAGAUGGUUAUUUUUUUAUACAUCUACCAAUACAAACAAAAAAUAAAUUAAAUCUUCCUAUAGAUUUAUUGAUAAAUAGUCUAAUCAAUACAACAAGUGAUUAUCGAAAUGAUAAUAAUGAGCAUGAAAAAUUACAAAAAUCAACAAAUCAUAAUUCAGGGUUAUAUGAACUAAAAAUCAUCAUUGUCUUGAUAAUAUCUUUUAGUUUAAUAAUUAUUCUUUCAACAAUUAUGCUAUUUAUUAUUAUAUCGAAAUGUAGAAAGAAUAAACGUAGAAAAGGUAGAAAUAUUCAACGAGGUUAUAUUCAAAAGACAUCUGAAGAGUAUACUACUCAUGAGGCGAUGAAUGGUAUACAAGGAUUAGAGAAACAAGAAGAACACCAACAACAGUCUAAUUAUUUCAUACAAAAUAAUACAAAUGAUAAUAUUAUCAUUACCAGUAAUAAUAAUGCUCAAGAUAUUAACUGUAGUAAGUAUUAUGAUCAAAUAUUGUAUAAAAACUCAAUAUUACCUGAUAAAAAUCAAUAUUUCUAUCAUUUAAAUGAUUUAAUUAUUGUGAUAAUGGAUUAUUUCUGUCAGAUAUGCCUACAACAACGACAUCAACAAUGA